This is a messenger RNA of Colletotrichum aenigma, 2364 nucleotides long. RefSeq names its product putative ATP-dependent RNA helicase prh1 (gene prh1). Gene Ontology annotation, cellular component: catalytic step 2 spliceosome; intracellular anatomical structure. The coding region runs from base 1 to 2364 and encodes 787 amino acids. Lineage: Eukaryota; Fungi; Ascomycota; Sordariomycetes; Glomerellales; Glomerellaceae. Gene Ontology annotation, molecular function: ATP binding; RNA binding. The record is from RefSeq and is a predicted model, not a curated record. The transcript has a single exon.
AUGCCACCAAACACUGACGGCGAGCGCGCCGCCAAGAAGAGAAAACUAAACGACAAAAAUGUUAUCAAAGUCGGAAACAAGGUGAUUUCUCUGGAUGGCUACUUGAAUCCUCCCGCCAAAAAGAAACAGGAUCAACCGCAAGAGACGCUCAAACCAACUGGUGAAGAGGCUGCAAAAUCUGAAUGGAAGGAAACAGAGAAGCCAGAGAGAAAAACUCAAUAUUCGAAUAAACCGCCGUUCAAAAAGCCAUUCGACAAGAGUAAGCCGAGGUCAGACCAACGAGGCCCGAGAUGGAGGGACGAUCCAGCCCUGCUUAAGGUCCGACAGAAGCUCCCGAUCUGGGCUCAUAGGGAGGAAAUCCAAGAGCGGAUGCGCAAAAAGGAUGUCCUUCUCCUCGUUGGUGAGACGGGUUCCGGAAAAAGUACUCAAGUACCCCAAUUCUUGGUGAAGGAGCCUUGGUGCAAACGGCAAAACGUCAACAUCGAUGGCGGAAGGGAGGUCAGUGUCGGCGGUAUGAUUGCCGUCACACAGCCUCGUCGAGUCGCCGCCACGACCCUCGCCCACCGCGUUUCUCGUGAAGCAGGUAGUCCUCUCGGCGAGGGCCGCGAGGGAAUGGUCGGAUACUCGGUUCGUUUCGAUCACCAAGUGCCCAAAGGGACCAAGAUCAAGUUCCUUACCGAAGGUAUGCUCCUGCAGGAGCUUCUCAGGGACCCCAGUCUGCGGCAGUACAGCGCCGUCGUUGUCGACGAAAUCCACGAGCGAAGCGUCGAUGUCGAUCUGGUGUCUGGCUUUCUGAAGCAGAUUGUGAUGAGCGACCGGAAAGGCCGGGGUGGCAUCCCCCUCAAAGUUGUCGUCAUGAGUGCCACUGCCGAUGUUGAGCGCAUUCAGGGCUUUUUCGCGACCGACAAGCCGGAAGAAGAAGGUGACAGCAUGGAGAUGGAUGGGCAAAAACCGAGCUCGGUCGAGGUUUUCAAGAUCCAGGGCCGUCAGUUCCCAGUCAAGACGAUACACACGCCAAAGCCCGUGCCCGACAUUCAAGAAGCCCUUUUGAAAACCAUCUUCAAGAUUCAUACGGAAGAACCACUUCCUGGAGACAUUCUAGCAUUCCUCACUGGCCAGGAGGAAAUUGAAUCUACGCAGUCGCUCAUCGAAGAAUACGCAGCGACCCUUGAUUCCAAUGUCCCCAAGGUCAAAGUCCUACCGCUAUUCGGCCAGCUCUCUAUGGAAGGCCAACACGCAGCGUUCCAGCCUAUCAAAGGCAUGACUAGAAAGAUUGUGCUGGCCACCAAUAUCGCCGAAACGUCCGUUACAGUACCCGGAGUGCGCUAUGUGGUGGAUGGCGGAAAGGCCAAGGUCAAGCAGUAUCGCUCUCGCCUGGGCAUGGAAUCACUUCUGGCUAAACCCAUCUCAAAGUCGUCCGCCAUUCAAAGAACUGGUCGUGCCGGUCGUGAGGGCCCCGGAAAGUGCUUCAGGUUAUAUACUGAAGGGACAUUCGGCACGCUAGAGGAAGCGGAUUUGCCAGAAAUUCUGCGAAUCGAUGUUCUCGGGGCUGUACUCACCAUGAAGGCCAGAGGCAUCGACGACAUUCUCGGUUUUCCCUUGAUGGAUACCCCAGACAUCGACGCCAUUGAGCGUGCUCUCGUCAGCCUCCACCUGCUAGGCGCACUGGCUGACGACGGCACCAUCACCGAAGCCGGCCGCAAGAUGGCCGGUUUCCCCAUAUCCGCGCCCCUCGGCGCCGUCCUCUUGGCAUCUGCCAAACCGGAGUUCGACUGCGUCCUCGAGGCCAUUGACGUAAUCUCAUGCAUCACGUCCGGCGACGACAUCUUCCACCAGCUGCAAUCGGAGGAGCAGCGCGAGGAGAUCGAGGAGCUUCGCAAGGAGCUAUACCGCCGCGAGGGUGACAUCCUCACCUACCUCACCACCAUGCAACAAUACGCCGCCGAGAACGCCGACCGCAUCGAGUGGUGCAAAAAAAGAAAGGUCAACAUCCGCAACAUGAAGACCGCCCUCAACAUCCGCAAGCAGCUCCGCAGCUUGUGUCUGAAAGAGGGCCUGCUCUCCGAGGCUCCGCCGCCAGACCCGCAGCCGUUCAGCCCGCUGGCCCCCGAACAGGCCGAGUCGCUGCUCAAGUGCUUCCUCCGCGGCUUCGUGUCCAAGACGGCGGUGCUGGCGGCUGACGCGAGCUAUGUGACGUCGCAGGGAAAGCACGUCGUGGCGAUCCACCCUUCGAGCGUGUUGCAUGGGCAGAAGAGGGAGGCGAUCAUGUUCCUGGAGCAUGUAUUUACGCAGAAGAAUUACGCGAAGAAGGUGAGCGUGAUUCAGGCUAACUGGAUCGUGGAGGCGUUGGGAGGAACUGCAUAG